AUGCAGUUUAGUCCAAAUUGUCCAAAUUGUUUUUGCGGUCUCCCAGCAUCGCCAGUUUAUUCCGAAGAAUUUGGCUUGUUAUACGAAUGUCAUAAUUUACACAAUAAUCCAUGGGUUGAAGAACAGCUUUUGAACGGGCGAGGCAGUCCUGAAAGCGACCAAUCAGAUACAAACAUAGUCCUUUCCUUAUCAACAAGCAGACAAAAGGAUAAAAUAUGCGGUUAUCAUAUUCACAAAGAUACCUGGGAUAGUUUUUUCGAUAGUGAAGGUUUAGAUGCAGAACAUCCAGAAUUGGCUAUUUGCCCAUUUUUUAAUUUCACCUUUUGUGCUUUCUUUCAUCUAAAGAAUACUUUCCGAUUAAGCCAUCCACCUCCUCCAAAUUGUUUUUGUAAACUUCCUGUAACGAUGCGAUAUGUUUACUCUCAGGAUUUAAAUCGAGAAGAGUUGAAGUUCGUUUGUCCAAAUUAUUUAAUUGACGGAGCGAGACCUAAAUGUACAUGGAUGUUAUCGGCAAGUGAAGUGCCAUUCAAAAGACCUAACGGAUGUACACAUCCUUUGCAAAAGCAAGGUUCAAAUAGACUUUUAGAGCCUAGUCAACAAAUUCAGAGUUGUAAUCACUCGAUCAUAAAAAGAGAAACAUCUAACGGCUAUAAUUCUGGUACGAGAGGUCGAUUUGGAAAUAAUGGUUAUAAUUACAACAGCGAAAGAUACAGACCAAAGCAAUUUUCUAAUCAUUUUCAACAGGAAGUAAGUUUCUUUGGUGAUAAAUAUUCUUACAAUGGGGAUUUUAAUAAUCAUAAAUCAGAGAGAUUGGAUCAUCAUCGAGGUGAAUCUAAUAAUGAUCUCAGACCUAAGAAUUGUAAUUAUCAGAAUAACACACAUCAGGAUCAAAAACCUAUAUUUGAUAAUGACAGAAACGUAUCGAGAAGAAUAAAUAAUGGAACAGGAUCUUCUUAUUCACAGGAAGGAUGGGAUCCUGGACGUAAUUGGAAAGGAAGGCAGUAUCAUAAGAACACUUCAUGGGAUAAUAAUAAGAAUUUACAAAAUUCAAGUGGUUCAGAUCAUAAAGGUAAUUCGAGCGGACAAGUUAUAAAUAAAAUUACGAAUUCAGGAAUUAAAAACCGAGAAAAGUCAAAUAUUUCUAACGGUAGAAUAAGUGCUAAUGAUGUAGCGCCGUCAAUAUCUAAUGUAAUAUCUAUGAAAGUUCACGUGAAGGAAACUUCUUAUGUUACAAAUUCCAAUAAAAAACCUGUCACAAAUUGUAAAUGCGCAACAGAUGCAACACGCCUUUUAUCAGAAAAUCAGAGGUUAAAAUCUGAAAAGCAAAAGUUGAUCUCUAAACAUGAAGAUGAAAUAGAUCAAUGGCUUAUGAAAGUGGAGGAUUUAGAAUACGAGGUGAAACGUCUUCUGAGUAGGGUAGGACAUUAUAAAACUGAAUACGAAUCCGAACAAAACUUAAGACAAUCUUGUCAGAUGAAGAUAAUUGAACUUCAAGCUCAAAUUGCGGAUGUAACAACAAAAAUCGAUGAAUUACAUAUUUUAAAGGAGAAGGAAAAAGAAGAAUACGCUAUGGGAAAUAUGAAAUGUAAAUUACUAAGUGUGUUAUUUGUCGAAAACCAAAGGAGAAGAUUAUUAGAAUUUAUUUGGGAUAAUUAUAAUAUUUAUGUGGAAUAA
Funneliformis caledonium is the source of this 1674-nucleotide messenger RNA. The record is from the annotation of a GenBank genome assembly. Lineage: Eukaryota; Fungi; Glomeromycota; Glomeromycetes; Glomerales; Glomeraceae.